ACCAGACGAGACAACUUGACAGCCCAUCACCAAUUGACUUUCCCAACACCAAGAUGCCGGGCACUAUUGAUACUCACCACCAUCUUAUUCCUCCCCGCUUCAAUGAAUUGUGGUUCGCGAACAUUGAGAAAGCCCGAGGUCUCCAUCUCCCCUCCUGGUCGAAAGAAGGAACUCUUCAGGUGAUAGACCAAGUCGGCCUAGGCACUGCCAUUCUAUCUCUCGGCCACCCCAUCCACCCCUACGUUGAUGACCCCGCCCAAGUGGCCCCCAUCUGUAGAGAGAUCAACGAAUACACAGCCAAGUUCCGUGAUGAGCACCCUAGCAAGAUAGGGUUCUUCGCGACGCUACCGCCGCUAGACGAGCCGGAGGCGUGCAUCGGAGAGAUUCAAUAUGGGCUGGACCAGCUCAAGGCGGACGGCGUCGUCAUCUUCAGCAGCUACACGGGUCGCUACCUCGGCCAUAAGGACUUCCGCGCCGUGUGGGAGGAGCUGAACCGCCGCGAGGCCGUGGUUCUCAUCCAUCCAGGCUUUGAGGGCAUGGCUCCUAUUGAGGAGCCACGUCUUUUGGCUGCGCCCAUCAUCGACUGGACGCACGAAACAACCCGGACCGCCGUUCAUCUGAUCACCACCAACAUUAUGCGAGAUUUUUCCAACUGCAAGGUCAUUCUCUCCCAUGCCGGCGGAACUCUCCCGUAUAUUGUCAACCGGGCCGCCAACCUCUGCUGCCGCCUUCGCAUCGUUGAUAAGACGGAGGAGGAAUUCAUUGAGGAAGCUCGUGGGUUUUACAUUGACGUAGCGUUCAGCGGUCACGAACCCCAGCUGCGACUGUUGAAGGAGUUUGUGAAACCCGGCCAUGUCCUGUUUGGCAGUGAUUAUCCAUGGGAACACGGGGAGAUCAUCAGUGAGCAGCUGGCCGCCACUGACAAGGUGUUUGCGGAGGAGACGCGCCAGGCUGGUCUGAAGCUUUUCCCCCGACUUGUUCAAUAUCAGUAG
Molecule: messenger RNA, 992 nt
Organism: Lindgomyces ingoldianus
Lineage: Eukaryota; Fungi; Ascomycota; Dothideomycetes; Pleosporales; Lindgomycetaceae
Product: amidohydrolase family protein
Exons: 2
Coding region: 54-992 (312 amino acids)
Biological process (GO): secondary metabolic process
Cellular component (GO): cytoplasm; cytosol
Molecular function (GO): carboxy-lyase activity; hydrolase activity
Source: RefSeq, a predicted model, not a curated record